CUCCUCUUCUUCUCCCUGCAGCCGAACAAGACCUAGCCACCGACAACACCUCCUCUUGAAAAACUAGUGAGAAAACUUGAUUUUUGCCCUUCUUUCUUGUUCAAGAACAAGAUUUAGAGCUUAGAAACCUCCCCCCUGCAGGAAAUUUUUGGAUCUACCCUGCUCUGUUCCUUCCGUCCGCUGCUCUGCCGUGUGUGGGGGUGAGUUUUUCAGUUUCUGGUAAGGGGAAACAGCCACCAAUUUCUCUGUUCUUCCUUGAAUUGGCUUGGGUUUGCUCUAAUUUCUGUUGGUUUCUCCAAUUUUGGUAGAUCACCUAAAUUUCUCCUUCAUUCCCGCCGGUCUUCCCCCAAACUGCAACUCCGGUUUUGCUUGCUAAAAUUCUGCAUUUCAGGAAGCGAAGUCAAGAAUGGGAAAAAACGAGGGGAGUGACGAGUUAGAAGGCUAGCCAUCGUGUAAAUUGAAUAUAGAUUUUAGAUAUAAAUCAUGAUCUUGUAAAUUAUAUUUUAUUUGGAGAUUUUAUAAUAUCAAAGCAAAUUUUUAAAAUUUUAUCUUCAAAUUUCGUGGUAUCAGAUUGCGAUAUGAUAAGUUUUGAGUUUUGUGCAUUUGUGGGAUCCUCUCACAAGUGUAUGGCGUCUAUCAUUCCUCGAAUUUGGGUUUUGGGGCGUGAUAGUAAUUUAGCAUGAAUGACCUGAAUGAUGUUUACCAUGCCAUGAUAAUCAUUCAAGCUUUGAUUUACUUGUUGCAUGUUGUUUUCAACCCAAAUAUGCUCAAUAAGGCCAUUUAAAGCUUCUCGCAUCUUUUUAGCUCUAGCUCUUGUGAUCGGACCUUCUUAAAUGUGUAAUGAAUCCUUUGACAUAGUACAUGUGCUAUCAUCUUGAUUCUCAUCAUCUUACCUUAGAGCUUGGAAUAAAUGUAGGUUAUUGAA
This is a messenger RNA of Rubroshorea leprosula, 925 nucleotides long. The record is from the annotation of a GenBank genome assembly. NCBI's taxonomy places the organism in Eukaryota, Viridiplantae, Streptophyta, Magnoliopsida, Malvales, Dipterocarpaceae.